CCCCACCACCUUCCCUCACGACCUGACACGUUCUGAUACGCUCUAAGCAUCAUGGCCGUUGUCGGUAUCGAUUUUGGUACUCUGCAUUCUAAGAUUGGUGUCGCAAGGCACCGUGGCAUAGACAUUAUCACGAACGAGGUCUCGAAUCGUGCUACACCAUCCCUCGUUUCUUUCGGUUCCAAGCAGCGCUCUAUCGGUGAGGCUGCGAAGACUUUAGAAACCUCUAACUUCCGUAACACUGUCGGAUCUCUGAAACGGCUCAUCGGAAGAACAAUCUCUGACCCCGAGAUUGAGGAGGUCGAGCGGAAAUUCACCCAUGUAAACCUUGUUGAUGUCGGCGGGACUGUCGGUGCACAGCUUCAAUACGUCGGCGAACAGCACACAUUCUCUGCUACCCAGCUUACCGCCGCGUACUUCGGCAAGCUUCGCGAUAUUGCCUCCAAUGAGCUCAAGGCGAGUGUGAGCGACGUCGUCAUUACCGUUCCUGGCUGGUACACCGACUCGCAGAGGCGAGCCGUACUUGAUGCGGCUUCCAUUGCCAACCUCAACGUUCUUCGCUUGAUCAACGACCACACCGCUGUUGCCCUUGGCUGGGGUAUCACAAAAUCUGACCUCCCAGACCCCGAAAACCCGCGCCACAUUGUUUUCGUCGAUGUCGGACACUCGCAGAUGUCGGUCUCUGUUGUCGCCUUUGCCAAGGGUCAGCUUACAGUCAAGGCUGCUGCUUACGAGAGGCAUGUAGGCGGUCGCGAUAUUGACUACGCUCUUGUGCGGCACUUUGCUGAAGAGUUCAAGACCAAGUAUAAGAUUGACGUCCUCUCCAACCCGAAAGCGACCUUCCGUCUCGCGGCAGGGUGCGACAAGAUCAAGAAGGUACUUUCUGCGAACGCGGAGGCGCCCCUCAAUGUCGAGUCGAUCAUGAACGAUGUUGACGUUUCGAGCCGCCUCACUCGCGAGGAAUACGAGCGGCUCAUUGACAGUGUGCUCGAGCGUGUAACUGCUCCUGUCGAGCAGGCUCUCGCGGAUUCUGGUCUGAUCCUAGACCAAAUUGACGCGAUCGAGCUCAUCGGCGGCUGUACUCGUAUCCCUGCUGUCCGCAACAAGAUCCAGGCGGUCUUCCAAGGCAGGCCACUCUCAACCACCCUCAACCAGGACGAGGCUGCCGCUCGUGGUGCAACCCUCUCGUGCGCAAUGCUCUCUCCCACCUUCCGCGUCCGCGAUUUCGUCAUUCACGACAUCACGCCGUACUCUAUCAAAGUCAAGUGGGACAAACAGCCCAGCGAACCCGAUGAGGAUACUGAGCUUGUCGUGUUCCCGAAGGGCAACAGCAUCCCGUCGACUAAAGCGCUGACGUUCUAUCGCAACGGAGCGUUCGACCUGCAGGCUGAGUACUUGGAGCCCGAUAAGCUGCCUGGCGGUAUCAACCCGUGGGUCGCACGCUUCACGUGCAAGGAGGUGCCGGCGAACCCGAACGGCGACCUCACCAUCGUGAAGGUCAAGACGCGCCUGAACCUGCAUGGUGUUACCUCCUUCGAGUCCGCGUACACUGAGGAGCUCGAGGAGAAGGAUGAGAUGGUUGUCGAUGGCGCGGAGGAGCCGCCGAAGAAGAAGAAGGUGCUGAAGAAGAGCCCGGUGCCGUUCGUCUGGCACUCCACGAGCCUGGACUCGACGGUCCUUGAGCAGUACAGGCAGCAGGAGGCGGAGAUGUGGGCGGCGGACAAGCUGAUCGCGGACACCGAAGACAGGAAGAACGCGCUUGAGGAGUACAUCUACGACAUGCGCGGCAAGGUGGACGACCGCUACGCUUUGUACGUGCAGGCCGAGGAGAAGGAGAAGCUGUUGGCGGCGCUCUCGAAGGCCGAGGAGUGGCUGUACUCGGAGGAGGGCGAGGAUGCGACGAAGUCCGUGUACGUCGAGAAGCUGGACGCUCUCAAGGUGGCCGGCGAUCCGAUCACGUUCCGCUACAAGGAGGCGGAGGAACGGUCAAAGGUGGUGAGCCAGCUACGCGAGACCAUCAACCAGUACAUGUCGCAGGCGCAGUCCACGGACGAGAAGUACUCGCACAUCGAGGAGAAGGACAAGCAGGCCGUCGUCGAGAAGUGUGCGACAAUCCAGCAGUGGCUCGAGGACCAAAUCGCUCGGCAGUCUGAGCGGCCGAAGAAUGUUGAGCCGGUCCUCAAGUCGGCAGACGUCCUCAAGAAGCGCGACGACAUCAUCUACUUUGCGACGCCGAUCCUCACCCGUCCCAAACCCAAGCCUCCAAAGACCGAUCAGCCUGCGAGCGGCCAGCAGACCCCUAAGCCUGAAGGUCAGGGCCAGCCCCAGCCCGAAAACCAGCAACAGCCGACGCAGGACAACGACCAGGACAACGGUCCCCCAGAGAUGGACAUCGACUAAUCAUCCGUUGAAAAUAAUGUGUCAAGUAGACGGGAACGCAUCGAAUGCGAUGUAUCAUACGAUUGAAUGGAAUGUUAAGUAGAGGUUGUUGUACCAUUGUGGACGACUUGAUGGAGCUCGAGUGUGACGUAGGCCCGUCCGUUUAGGCGAAGUAGUUUGAUCCUUUACUCGUUUACUGUCCUUUUCAGGUGGUGGCCUCCAGCUUGACCAACGAUGCGAUGUCUUACUUCUCU
Messenger RNA from Phanerochaete carnosa HHB-10118-sp, 2630 nucleotides. RefSeq lists its product as uncharacterized. The coding region runs from base 52 to 2397 and encodes 781 amino acids. Gene Ontology annotation, cellular component: cytosol; nucleus. Gene Ontology annotation, molecular function: ATP binding; ATP-dependent protein folding chaperone. The record is from RefSeq and is a predicted model, not a curated record. Lineage: Eukaryota; Fungi; Basidiomycota; Agaricomycetes; Polyporales; Phanerochaetaceae. The transcript has 5 exons. Gene Ontology annotation, biological process: protein folding.